AUGCCUUUCAUCCCGCCACCACACGCGUUGUACGGCUACGUCGGCCAAGGCGCUCAAAUCGCCGUAACCACAGGCAUCCUCUCCUCUGGUCUCGUCGCCGGCAUAACCCUCUCGGCCUCCAUGCUCGCCGUCCCACCCCUCUUCCCAGCCGCGUCCGCCGCGUCCACCCUCAUCCCCGCGAACGAGAACCUGCUCGCUCGUCAAUGGGCCAGAUUGUAUAAUACGGGGAAGAUGGUCGCGCCGCCGCUUGCGGCUACCAGUGCGCUUUCGUUGUUCUAUGCUGCUUAUGCGCAUUGGUAUGAACACCCGCAACUCGACGGUCUCUGGGUGGCCUACAUCGGCUCCGGCGUCCUCACCCUCUCCAUCAUCCCCUUCACAUUACUCGCAAUGGCGCCCACGAACAACCGUCUGCUCCGUGCUGCCGCCGGCGAUCCCGAUACAUCGUCUUCGAACACUGCGACCGGCGUCAAAUCCUCAGGCCCCGGCGCAACAGGCGAGGCCACAUCCCUCUCCGUCGACGACCAAGUCCAACAAGUCGUCAAAUGGGCGAAGUUGAACUAUGUAAGGGGCGCUCUGUCGCUUGCUGGAUUCGCGGUCGCGGUGUGGACUACGGUUCCGGGCGCUGUUAAGGAGGUGGCAUGA
Molecule: messenger RNA, 642 nt
Organism: Stereum hirsutum FP-91666 SS1
Lineage: Eukaryota; Fungi; Basidiomycota; Agaricomycetes; Russulales; Stereaceae
Product: DUF1772-domain-containing protein
Exons: 4
Coding region: 1-642 (213 amino acids)
Source: RefSeq, a predicted model, not a curated record